Molecule: messenger RNA, 714 nt
Organism: Stylophora pistillata
Lineage: Eukaryota; Metazoa; Cnidaria; Anthozoa; Scleractinia; Pocilloporidae
Product: elongator complex protein 6-like
Source: RefSeq, a predicted model, not a curated record
AUGUCUGCCGCUGGAAGGGAGAAUGGGACGAGCACCAAACUUUCCCAAAGAAGCGUCGUUAAAGAAGGUUUGGCUAGCAUAGAUAAGACGAGAUCCGGGAAAAAAUUCAAUUUCAACGAGAAUGCAAAGAGAAAGUUCUUGCUGAUAACAGAUUGUCAAAAUGAUGGAAGCUUUCUCAUUCAUCACUUCUUAUCCUUGUCUAUAAAAGGAGGUUUCAAAGUACUUUUUGUUGCCUUGGUCCAGUCUUUUUCUCAUUACAGUAAAGUUGCACAGAAAUUGGGUAUAAACCUGAGCAGUAUCUGUGAAAGUGGCCAGGUGACAUAUAUAGAUGGCUUAAGCUGUAUAUCAGAAGCUUUAGCUGAUGAAAGGCAGCAAGAUACCUUCAAAAACUCACAAAGUAGUACAUUAGGAAACAAAAAUUCAGAUAGAAGCAACCCUUUUAUAAAUGUCAGAGCCCAAACAUUUACUCUUCAGCCAUUAUACAACAGAAUCAAGUCAUCUUUGGGUGAUGAAACAAAGCCCUGUUUGCUUCUGAUUGAUGAUCUAACAGGUCUUCUCUCCAUUGGAGUUCAUCUUCAGCAAAUCACCAAUUUCAUACACUACUGUGCUGUUCUGAUGUGUCACUUGCCAACUGUGGUAUGUAAUGUCACAAAGUACCAUUUCAAGAUAUUUGAAUCCUGUAUUUGGCGGCACUGGAGGACUCUAGUNCGUUGA